Messenger RNA from Leptomonas pyrrhocoris, 1533 nucleotides. RefSeq lists its product as hypothetical. NCBI's taxonomy places the organism in Eukaryota, Euglenozoa, Kinetoplastea, Trypanosomatida, Trypanosomatidae. The coding region runs from base 463 to 1533 and encodes 356 amino acids. The record is from RefSeq and is a predicted model, not a curated record. The transcript has a single exon.
AGCACGGUCUCUGCGAAAAUCUUCUUUCCUUUCUGAGUUCUCACCAACGCAACGGAAGUGGUGCAAUCGCUGCUGAUAGUACCGAUUUGCCUCCUUUCGUGUCACUAUCACCAUCAACUGAUUCGGCAAUUGUAGGAAAAGAGUGAAAAAUCAGCUCUUACGGGGCGCGGUACCAGCGGCAGAUAUCACUUGCCAGUGAACACUGAAACGACACGCGCUUCUCCUCUGUUUUUUAUUUUAUUUUCGGACUUAUUUGGUUCCCUUUAUUUGUGAAGUUAAACAGUCUCUCUGCUCAUUUUUUUCUCCUUGUUGUUGCACGUUUUGACGACGGCGGUUGGCGGCUUCAUGACUACUUCGUAUAUUACACUUGCGGCUUUGAACUCGUUGUAAAGCCCAUCUUGUCAAGCUGCUUCCACUUAGUGCUUUCGCUGCGGACGGCUCCUGCGUUUAUUCCGGACCGCGAUGCCGAAGGCGUUUCUCGACGCGGCGCAGCGCCAACGGUCAGAUCAGCUGCACUCCACCCACAGGGCGCUCUCCGCUGUCGAGGAGGCCGCCAGGAAAGCCGUAAAGCAGCACGACAAGUACAUGCGAACGAUGGAGAGCGUAGUCUCCGCCAUCCUCGACAAUAGCGACCGCAUGGAGGAAACGCGAAUGUUGUUCGGCCCACAGGGCGAGGAGGUCAUCGCCCCCACCUUUGAAGUCACGGGCCGCUUCGCCGAUGCCUUCGUUGCGUGGAAGUCAUCGGCAGAAGUGCAGAAGAUGCGCGAAGAUUUAGACGCGCUGGGGUACCUGAGCGGCAUGGCGAAGCGCAGCGUCAAGCUGGCGGAGAAGUCCUCGUCGGAUCUCGAGAAGGCGGCGCAAAACGCAGCGCAGGUGCGCAAAAAGGCAAAGGAUGUCGCGGUGGGCCGCACCCUCACCUCGCGUGAAAACCGUCGAGCGGCGAAACGGACAGAGGUGGAGGCGCAAGUGCAGGUGAUGAACGACGCGGUGGUGGAAAGCAUGCUCUCCAUCGCGAAGUGGUGGUCGAGCAAGUUGGUCGCCGUGACGAACGGCAUCUACUCUAGCUACGCCGACAUCGGCGCGGCCACCACCGCCCUCUUCCCACCUCCCUCGCCUGCUGUACGACCCGUCUCCGCCGGAGAGCACGCACCGCUCGGCACUCCUCCCCCUCCUCCUCAGCCACCGGCGCUGCCACCUUCAGAGCUGCGUCAAGACCCAUCGCUGAACCACCUGACGGCAGUGCACGCGGAUCCCACCGUGCCUGCGGCCCACUCUAUUCCUCCCUCCUCCGUGAGCGCACGGCAUCCGCAGACGACGACAACGAAUUCAUCCGUUUCUAACACCCGAACCGCCACCGCCGUCACGGCGAACGCAGAAACUUUGACGCGCAACGCGGCGUCGUCGCCUUCGCUGCUGACCUCGGCGGAGCACCGAGACGACGCCGGUGGCCCCAUGCAAGGGAGGGCCAGCGAGGCGGUCACCGUUGUGCCACCUCCAACCGCAGGAGUGCCCCUUGUCUUUCGUACCAGAUGA